This is a messenger RNA of Electrophorus electricus (electric eel), 1169 nucleotides long. The record is from RefSeq and is a predicted model, not a curated record. NCBI's taxonomy places the organism in Eukaryota, Metazoa, Chordata, Actinopteri, Gymnotiformes, Gymnotidae.
UACAUCUGUUCUCUAAUCUUGGACAGCGCGCCUUCUCCUCGGACGUCAACGGAGCAGCACUGAUGGAGCGACUGGCGCAGAACUGAAGCGCCAUUCGGAGCUGCUUUUGGACCCAACAUUACCGAACGGACAGAUUGUGUUACUUCUUUUCGUUCGGAGAGGACCGACGGAGAUUCUACAGACACCAGAUGUGCCGGGACCCUCCACGGAAAAGAUAAAGGUGCAGGUGGCGAAGUUACUCGCGGAAUGUCUGCAGAGGAGCAGACGGUGAAAGGCGUUCCUGUUCUGGGCUCAGACCCUUCAUCCCCUCAUAAGGAUCCUGGUCCUGUGAUUGGUGGGCUGAAUCUGCGUUCCGCUCCUGGUGCUUGUCUGCUGUUUGCCGGCGUCUUGCUGCUCAUAGGGAUAGGCGUAGCAGCGGGUGGGUACUGGCCUCAUCGUGCCCGGAAACCACCACUGCAUCAAGUUUCCAGUGGUCGCACACCAGCGGAGAAACUGAAACUUGUCGGUCCUGUAAUUAUGGGAGUGGGCCUUUUUAUCUUUAUUUGUGCCAACACACUCCUCUAUGAGAACCGCGACCGUCGCUGGGGCCCAUACAGUCAAGGAAACCGCUUUCCGACUCGGUCAGGGAGACACAGGAAAGCCAAAUCAAAAAGACACCCGCAGCCGAAAGCCAGCUUCAACAAAGGCACCCUGGCUUUAUGUGAACUCCGCAGUAACUCCCCAAAGGAUGGUGUCACUCCUCCUACCCUCGAGUCCUCUUCCCUCUGCUCUGGCUCCGACUCCAUCCAGGUGAGCUUUGACCUGGACAGGGGAGCUCCUCUCCCUCAGGACAGGGGCUCUCUAACCCUGACCCUUCCGGUCAUCAAGCUGAACAACUCCCUCAUAAGCUGCUCAGAAGCUCCACCCCUUCCAGAACACUCAUACCGGAACUUGGUAAGAGGGCCCAGUGGAACAAAGGCAGAGCCAGAGGAACAAAGGGAGAGCCAACACAAAAAGGCCAUUCCACUUAAUAUCUAUUAGAGAGAGCAAGACCAGCCAUAAAACAGGUGGGGAUAUUCCUACCAAAUAUAUGAGGCUGUUAUAACAAUACAAUAGACAUAUCAUAAGCGUCAUUACUAGCUAAAGAGAAUUAGAGGCCAAAGGAUGAUAUAGUGUGAGUGUGUGUGUGU